GGAGCGAGCGGCCGGCGGGGCGGGCUAUUAAUAACGCGGCCGCGCAGCCCAGGGUCGCGCAGCCAUGGCCAGCCCGGAGCCCCGGCACGGCGGGGACGGCGCCGCCCAGGCCGCGAGGGAACCAAGAGCAGAAGCCAAUUCUCCUGUUGAAGAGGAGAGCUCUGAAUCCCUGCAUGAGGUGGGGACUUUGGAUCUAGAUGCUACUCUGUCUUUGAAGGGGACUUUGAACUUAGAUGACAUUCUCUACCUGGGGGACACAGGUGACCUUGAUGAGAUACUCUAUGUGGAAGAGAUGGAGAAGCCUGAGGAGACGCUGUACAUUGAGGAGACCAGGCAGCCAGAUGAAGCCCUGGGCACGGAUGAACCUGUGAACCCAGAGGAGAUCCUGUAUGUGGAAGAGCCCACGAAGCCAGAAAAGGUCACAAGCCCAGAGCAGACCAGUGAUGAGGGAGAGAUGGUCACGAGCGAGGAGAAAGCUAGCCCUGAGGAAGGCCUCAGUGCCGGGCCUAGUCCCAGCCCAGAGAGCCUGAGCAUAGAGGACCUAGAGUUGCUAGAGGAGCGUUUUCAGCAAUGCGUCCAAGCUGUGGCCCAUCUGGAAGAGGAGAGGGAUCAGCUCAUCCACGAGCUCGUAUUGCUCCGGGAACCGGCCCUCCAGGAGGUACAGCAAGUCCAUCAGGACAUCCUAGCUGCCUACAAACUGCAUGCCCAGGCGGAGCUGGAGAGGGAUGCACUAAGGGAGGAGAUCCGGCUGGUCAAGCAGAAGCUGUUCAAGGUGACGAAGGAGUGUGUGGCCUACCAGUACCAGCUGGAGUGCCGCCGGCAGGAUGUGGCCCAGUUUGCCGAGCUGCGGGAGGUGCUGACGACGCGGGCAGCUCAGCUCUCAGAGGAACUGGCCCAGCUCCUGGAUGCCUAUGAGAAGCAGAAGGAGCAGCUACGGCAACAGCUAGAAGCACCUCCGAGUCAGAGGGAUGGGCACUUUCUCCAGGAGAGCCGACGGCUCUCUGCCCAGUUUGAGAACCUCAUGGCCGAGAGCCGCCAAGGCCUGGAGGAAGAGUAUGAGCCUCAGCUACUGCGCCUCCUAGAGAGGAAAGAAGCUGCGGCCAAAGCGCUGCAGAAAACCCAGGCUGAAAUCCAAGAGAUGAAGGAGGCUCUGAGACCCCUGCAGGCAGAGGCCCGGCAGCUCCACCUGCAGAACAGGAACCUGGAGGACCAGAUCACACUCGUGAGGCAAAAGCGAGAUGAGGAGGUGCAGCAGUACAGGGAACAGCUGGAGGAAAUGGAAGAACGACAGAGGCAGUUAAGGAGCAGCGUGCAACUCCAGCAGCAGAAGAACAAAGAGAUGGAGCAACUGAGGAUCAGCCUUGCUGAAGAGCUCUCCACUUAUAAGGCUAUGCUACCCAAGAGCCUGGGACAGGCUGACAUUCUCACUUCUCAGGCAGGUGGAAUGGAGACCCAAUCUCAAGGGGCUGUUUAGAAACAUAUGGCCGAAUCUGUAACCCAGAAACAAGAACAAAAAACUUCUUAGCAAAGGAUCACUAAGUACCCUUUGGACAUACUUUUUUCCAGAGAAGGGAGUGCCAGGGACUUGGCAAGCAAUUCACCCUGGGAAAGUUACAAAUACUGGCUGACUUGUUUAAAAAGAUUCAAAGGCUGGCUGGAGGCAGAACAUCAUCAGUCACAGAUUUAGGUGGAGUCUAUUUCAUAGGCUGCUGGUACCAAUCUCCAUGUGCAUAGAGAUGGAAAAAUGAAAAUUCUGUUCUCUGGCAGCAAUCCCCACAUGCCCAGACUAAAGGAUGGAUAUAUGGACACACUUUAGUGUUGUAAAGAAUGUAUCUUGCCUUGUGUUGACCCAAAACAAAAAUCUUUUUUUUGGAGCACAGGUAGGGUCAAAAAGGCAGCCAAUUUUCAUUAUAUGAUUUACAAUUUGAUUUCUUUUGUGCCAUGAGCAUUGGACUUUAAAAUGAAUCCUUUUACAAAGUUUAAGUCUGUGUGGGCUCAUAUGGCUUAUUCCUAAUUGUGUUGAGAUAAUUUUCACUGCACUCUUUUAGGACUACAGACUUGGAAAAGAGAAACCAAUCUGGAUUUGAACCUAAAGGUUUAAGGAUUUUCCCAAAGACUGUGCUUCAUGAAAAUGAUUUUGGGUCAGAGUGACUGGCAAAAAACCAGGCAUUUUAUUUGGUUAUGGUACUUGGUGAUAAAGGCUUUUAUCAGGAGCCUAUUAUAUGUAACCUCUAAAUACAGGCCCCAGUGAAAAACAUACUGGGGAGAUUCAACUUCUAUGGGAAAAGGUUCAAACACCUUUUCCCAAUUUAAAGUUUGCCUUAAAUGCUCUCUGCCACAUUGCCUUUGACAGUUUUGAAAGUCCAAGUAGUUCUCUAAGGAGAGAAAUUUCAAAAAGAUGUUAUAUUAGCAAAGACUAAUCCAUGUAUCUCUGGUUCAGUGUUUUAUGUCUGGCACUUUCCCUGGGAAGGAGUAAAGCUCUUUUCUAUAUAGUUCUGGAUCUAUCAUAUUUAAUUCUGCUCUUGAUAGUCAAAGACCAUACACAAUAACUGCCCUCUGAACAACUCUUCAGGAAGCCAGACAGGUGUUUGACGAAUGUUAUAUACCCAAUAAAACCCACUGGCAUGGGGUUACGUAGAAAAGCAAUUUAUUCCAUUAUAAGCACUUACACAGUUAGUCAUGGAGAGUAACAGGCCUGCUGGUGAAACAGGUCACCCAAAAUAGAGAUGGUACCAAACUAGUGGUCAAGGACUAACUCCUAAAAAAAAAAAAAAAAAAAAAAAAAAAGCAACUCUUAUCCAGGAUUAAUUUAAUUUUAAAAACAAAUACAAGC
Messenger RNA from Nyctereutes procyonoides (raccoon dog), 2833 nucleotides. RefSeq names its product syncoilin, intermediate filament protein (gene SYNC). Gene Ontology annotation, biological process: intermediate filament-based process. Lineage: Eukaryota; Metazoa; Chordata; Mammalia; Carnivora; Canidae. The record is from RefSeq and is a predicted model, not a curated record. Bases 65 to 1474 code for a protein of 469 amino acids. Gene Ontology annotation, cellular component: neuromuscular junction; intermediate filament; cytosol. The transcript is spliced from 5 exons.